Molecule: messenger RNA, 1256 nt
Organism: Rhineura floridana
Lineage: Eukaryota; Metazoa; Chordata; Lepidosauria; Squamata; Rhineuridae
Gene: R3HDML
Product: R3H domain containing like
Exons: 6
Coding region: 355-1116 (253 amino acids)
Source: RefSeq, a predicted model, not a curated record
GUCCUCUCAGCUUCUUUGGGGAAGUCUUAGAAGGCUUUUCUAGGACUGAAAAUGAAUAAAAAACAGUCCUUGUUAUUUUUAUUUUUUAGCCUUUCUGAACAGAAAACAAGUGAAAAAAUCUUUAGCCUCUUUAUUUUCUUACUUUUUUUUUUUAGAAUUCUUCUUACUUACUUACUGCAACAAGAUCUCAAUUUAUCCAGCAGCUUUGGCUGAUGAACCAAAUAUCUGUGAAAGUAAGCAGUUGGAAGGAGAUAAAGAAGCCAGAAGGAAAAAAGGUUUUGCUGUAUUGAUUGCACUUUUAAAAACAAGCACAAAACAUUUGAGCCUCAGAAGAAAAAGUGUGCAAAUCCUAAAAUGACUCUUAUGCACAUUCAGUUAUAUUUUGCUGGUUCAGUCUUUUGGAUGAUUCAGAGAUCCAGUUCCUUCAUGCUGCCCAAUACUACUGAACUUCUUUACCCAUCCAGCAGCACUGAGGCAGGCCGCACAUUUAGCCUGGGAGUACCAAGGAGUCGCAGGAAACGCUAUAUUUCUCCCAGGGAUAUGAGUGCACUUUUGGGCUACCACAAUCAAGUGCGGGCACAAGUGUCUCCACCAGCUGCUAACAUGGAGUAUAUGGUGUGGGAUGAGAGGCUAGCCAGAUCAGCAGAAGCAUGGGCAAAACAGUGUAUAUGGGAACAUGGACCUCCACAACUGAUGAAAUUCAUUGGUCAAAACCUUGCCAUUCACUCUGGCAGGUACCAUUCAGCUUUGGACCUUGUGAAAUCUUGGUAUUAUGAGAAGAAGCAUUAUUCCUUCCCUUAUCCUCAUGAAUGCAAGCCCAGCUGCCCUUCGAAAUGUAGUGGUUCUGUCUGCAGCCAUUAUACCCAGAUGGUGUGGGCUUCUAGCAACAGGAUUGGCUGUGCCCUCCAUACCUGCACCAACAUGAAUGUGUGGGGUAACACAUGGCGACGAGCAGUCUACUUAGUAUGCAACUAUGCCAUUAAGGGAAACUGGGUCGGAGAAGCACCUUACAAAAUGGGGAGACCUUGCUCUGCCUGCCCACCUAGCUACGCAGGGACCUGUAGCAACAACAUGUGCUACUCAGGACUCAAAUCCAACCAAGUGAGCUGGUUCUGAACCUAGCAUUUGUAUUCUGCCAACAUAGCUCCUCCGGAAAUGGCAGAAGCAUGGCACAGCGUACAGCAAUCUGUAAAAUAAGGGGGUUAUUUAUACUUUUGAAAUCCUAGUCUGUUGCUCUUGACCUUUCAGUUGGACCC